UUAAGUUUAUAGUCAAAGAUCAACAACCACUUUCAGUUCUAACUGAUGAGGGUUUUACUGAGCUAAUGGCAGAGGCAUUUCUAUCUUACAAAUUACCCUCAGAAAAGAUGGUUAAAUCGAUGUUGUUAGAAUCUUAUAGUUAUGUUAAACAAACUAUAG
Molecule: messenger RNA, 159 nt
Organism: Racocetra persica
Lineage: Eukaryota; Fungi; Glomeromycota; Glomeromycetes; Diversisporales; Gigasporaceae
Source: the annotation of a GenBank genome assembly